AUGUCAAUAGCUCUCAUAAUGCUGAUAUCCUCGGUUGUAGUAGCACAGUGAAUGUGAUAUUCGACAUCACCAAUGAGGCUAGCAGCAGCAGCAGCAGCAUCAACAACAACAAUUGGGACUCCCUCGUUAUUUCCUCCCUACACUACUACUAGGAGUAGUACUUUGGCAUAUUUGCCGGUCUCUUCUACUUCACCACCCCCAACUACUUGCAUCUUUUCGCUUCCCAUCACCCCCAUCUCAGGGAGGAAGAAGUUAUUGUUACGAGCUCAGAAUCUUGAUUGUGAAAGUGAGGAACAAUUAAUAGUGGAUCAAAUGGAUUUGAAGAAAGAAUUUCCUGAAUUGAACAAGAAUCUAUACCCUUCUAUAGAGCCAUAUAGUACUGGGUUUUUGAAAGUUUCAGACCUUCAUACUAUAUACUGGGAGCAGUCAGGAAAUCCUAAUGGCCAUCCAGUAGUUUUUCUCCAUGGAGGCCCUGGAGGUGGGACUUCACCAAAUAACAGGAGGUUCUUUGAUCCUGGCUUCUACCGAAUCAUUUUGUUAGAUCAGAGAGGUGCAGGUAAAAGCAAGCCUCAUGCUUGCUUGGAGGAGAAUACAACAUGGGAUCUUGUUGGGGAUAUUGAAAGAUUAAGAGAGCACUUAGAGAUUCCAGAAUGGCAGGUAUUUGGUGGCUCAUGGGGAAGCACUCUCGCUCUUGCAUACAGCAUAUCACAUCCUGACAAGGUUACUGGUAUCAUUCUCAGAGGAAUAUUUUUGUUGCGGAAGAAAGAAAUUGAUUGGUUUUAUGAGGGUGGAGCUGCUGCAAUAUUCCCUGAUGCUUGGGAGCCAUUCAGAGAUAUGAUUCCAGAGAAUGAAAGGAAGUGUUUUGUUGAGGCCUACCACAAGAGAUUAAAUUCUGAUGACCUAGAAACACAGUAUGCAGCAGCUAGGGCAUGGACUAAAUGGGAAAUGAUGACUGCUCACCUUCUCCCAGAUGAAGAGAACAUAAAGAGAGGAGAUGUUGAUGAUUUCUCCUUGGCAUUUGCAAGGAUUGAGAACCACUACUUUACCAAUAAGGGCUUCUUUUCUUCGGAUUCUUUCCUUCUAGAUAAUGUUGAAAAGAUAAAGCAUAUAAAGACAACAAUUGUUCAGGGAAGAUACGAUGUUUGCUGUCCAAUGAUGUCAGCAUGGGAUCUUCAUAAAGCUUGGCCAGAGGCAGAGUUCAUAGUCGUCCCGGAUGCAGGUCAUUCUGCAAAUGAACCAGGAAUUGCAGCAGAACUUGUUGCAGCUAAUGAAAAAUUGAAAAACAUCCUUAAAGGUGUUUGUUGAGUUCGAAGUGCCGCAAAUAAUUGAGAAUUUACAGAUCUUUGCUCCAUUGAAGCAUUGGAUAUUGGCAUCUGAUGUUUGUGGGAGGAUGAAUAAUGGUCUGUGUGUUUAAUGUUUUAGAUCCUUGUAUUCCAAUAUUCUAGCUUUACGUUUCUUAGGAGCACCUCACUGUGUGGAUGAAAGCAAUGCCAUGAGUUUUCUCCCUUUUUAUGUACGGCUAUGGCACGAGGCUAAUUGGAAGAAGUUAUUUGUGAUCUACACGUAUGAAUUGUAGGUGCAACUAAAGUCUUGCACCAGAGGAUGUUAUGAUUUAUUUGUAUUAGGAUUACAUUUCCUUGUAAUUUUCAUUUCGCACUUGAAAUUGCAGCAGUCA
Nicotiana tabacum (common tobacco) is the source of this 1675-nucleotide messenger RNA. RefSeq names its product proline iminopeptidase. Gene Ontology annotation, cellular component: cytoplasm. Gene Ontology annotation, molecular function: aminopeptidase activity. The record is from RefSeq and is a predicted model, not a curated record. Gene Ontology annotation, biological process: proteolysis. Lineage: Eukaryota; Viridiplantae; Streptophyta; Magnoliopsida; Solanales; Solanaceae.